UUAAAGGACUUCACCGAUCUACUUUUGCAAUCACCCCCGGGAUUGUUCAUAUGUUUACUUCCCCCCAACCCGAGGAUUUGAUAUUUAGGUUCCUGUGAAAUGCAACCGAGCAGCCAAAGUACUUUGAGAACACGGGGCGGCAUAAACACCAAAACUUUUUUGUGGAAGGAAAAUGCAAUAAGAAAGCUCGCUGUCUUUUGAUGCUGUGAGUGUGGAGCGAGUGUGUGUAUUGUGUGUCUGCUUGGGGUGUCUUUGCCUGUGAGCGAGUGUGUGGUGUGGUGUGUGUGUGUGUGGUUCCCCCCCCCCCGAAUAUGGGGAGAAAAUGCUUGCCAACCACCGGAAAUCUCCUGGAAUUUAUUAGAAAAUAAUGGAUUAUAAAAAGAAGUGAGGGAAGGAACGGAUCUCCCGCUGAGUUGCAACCCGAUUUGCUACUCUUCAGUUUGUUGAUUGUUUUUGUUGAUAGGUGUCUUGAUGAUACUCUGAUAACACCUUCUUCAAUAUUAUUAUUGGAGGGGAGCGUUACAGUUUAAAAAAAAAAGGAAACAACAGCAACAGCCCCCCCUCAAGUAUUCCCCCCCUUCUUCCCCCUCCUGCUCGGGAUCGGUGUCUCCAUCCAUGUGCUUGUUUGCUCCCCCGCGUUCCACUUAAAACUAUUUUAAUCCUGGACCCAAGAAGGAGGCUGAUAGGGGGGUGGAUACAAAAAGUUCUUCCAAAAUAGUGUGCACGGGGAGCAGGAUGGGGGAUUUCGCAGCCCCCGCUGCUGCCACCGCGAACGGCAGUAGUAUUUGCAUCAACAGUAACCUGAACAGCAGCCUCGGUGGGGCCGGUAUCGGUGUGAAUAAUACUCCCAAUAGUACUCCCGCUGCACCGAGUAACAAUCACCAUGCUGGCGGCGGCGGCGGUGGUGGCGGCGGCGGCGGCCCCGGGGGCAGCGGCGGCGGCCCGGGGAGCGUCCCCAAGCACAGCACGGUGGUGGAGCGGCUGAGGCAGCGCAUCGAAGGCUGCAGGCGGCACCAUGUCAACUGCGAGAACAGGUACCAGCAAGCCCAGGCGGAGCAGCUGGAGCUGGAGCGCAGGGACACGGUGAGCCUGUAUCAGAGGACCCUGGAGCAAAGGGCCAAAAAAUCGGGCGGCGGGGGCGGCGGCGGCGGCGGCAGCAAACAGCCCUCGCAGCACUCGAGCAAACAGCAGCAAGAUGCAGAGUCUGCCUCGGCGGAGCAAAGAAAUCACACGCUAAUCAUGCUACAAGAGACUGUGAAAAGGAAGUUGGAAGGAGCCCGGUCCCCCCUUAAUGGAGAGCAGCAGAAUGGCGCUUGCGAUGGGAACUUUUCCCCAACAAGCAAGCGGAUCCGGAAGGACAUUCCUGCAGCAAUGGACACUAUUAGUAAUCUGCCCAACAAUAUGCCUUUGCCUUCUGCUUCUCCUCUUCACCAGCUGGACAUGAAGCCUUCUUUACCAUUACCGAACAGUGGAGCUCAUGCUCCAGGGAUUAUAGAAGAGCUGGGCAAGAAUGGCAGGCUGCCAGAGAUUAAACUUUCCAUGAAUGGUUGCAGUGACCUUGAGGAUAGCUUUGCCAUCCUACAAAACAAGGAACUCAAACAAGAACCACUGGAUGACCCCACCUGCAUAGACACUUCAGAAACGUCACUUUCCAAUCAGAACAAGUUGUUCUCAGACAUUAACCUCAAUGAUCAAGAGUGGCAGGAGUUAAUAGACGAGCUGGCCAACACUGUCCCUGAAGAUGACAUACAGGACUUAUUCAAUGAAGACUUUGAAGAGAAGAAGGAGCCGGAAUUCUCUCGGCCAACCACUGAGACACCUCUUUCUCAAGAGAGUGCGAGCGUAAAGAGUGAUCCUUCUCACUCUCCAUUUGCUCAUGUCCCCAUGGGAUCUCCCCAGGGGAGACCGUCAUCUUCUGGUCCGCCAUUUUCCAAUGUCUCCACUGCUAGUAGCAUACCUUCUGUUUCCAGUACUCCUGCGGCACCAAAUCCUGCCAGCUCACCAGCAGCAACCUGUGCUGUCCAGUCCCCCCAAACUCCUAACCAAGCUCAUACUCCAGGCCAAGCUUCAUCAAGGCCAGGAAAUGGCUAUCUCAUGACUCCAGCAGCAGGAACUGUGAGUGGUUCGGGGCCUGGUCCUGUGGCAGUUUCCAGCGCAGAUUUAUCUCCUGCAGAGCAGCUCAAACAAAUGGCUGCCCAACAGCAGCAAAGAGCUAAACUCAUCCAGCAGAAGCAGCAGCAGCAGCCACAGCAACAGCAUCCAAAUCAGACUUCAAGCUGGUCACCAGUGGGGCCCCCAUCCAGUCCCUAUGGAGGAGCCUUCAAUGCAGACAAACCAAAUAGCCCGAUGAUGUACCCCCAAGCCUUUAACAACCAAAACCCCAUAGUGCCUGCCAUGGCAAACAACCUACAGAAGACGACAAUGAAUAACUACCUCCCCCAGAACCACAUGAAUAUGAUCAAUCAGCCACCAAAUAACUUGGGUACAAACUCUUUAAACAAGCAGCCCAGCAUACUAACUUAUGGAAACACUAAGCCCCUGACCCACUUCAACGCAGAGCUGAGUCAGAGGAUGACGCCACCCAUGGCCAAUCCCAACAAAAACCCGAUGAUGCCGUAUAUUCAGCAGCAGCAGCAGCAGCAGCAACAGCAGCAGCCUUUGCCGCAGCAACCGCCACAACAGCAGCCGCCACCACCACAGCAGUCCCAGCCCCAGCUCCAAGCUCAGAUGGUGCACUUGAACGAGGAGCAGAAACGCAUGCUUCUCAUGAAGCAAAAAGGAGUGAUGAAUCAGCCCAUGGCCUAUGCCCCACUUCCUUCCCAUGGCCAGGAUCAGCACCCAGUAGGGCUCUCGAGGACCCCAGGCCCUAUUCAGCCCCCAGUGGCCCCAGGCUCCAGCAGCAUAGUCACUGGUGCCAACCCUGGGGGUCCCAGCUUCCUGGCCACCCAGCCCCAGGCAGCCAUCAUGAAGCAGAUGCUCAUCGAUCAAAGGGCACAGUUGAUGGAGCAGCAGAAGCAGCAGUUUCUGAGAGAGCAAAGGCAGCAGCAGCAGCAGCAGCAGCAGAUUCUGGCUGAACAGCAGUUGCAGCAAUCACAUUUACCCCGGCAGCAUCUCCAGCAGAGGACCCCUUAUCCGGUGCAGCAGGUCAAUCAGUUUCAAGGCUCUCCCCAGGAUAUAGCAGCUGUGAGAAACCAGGCAGCUCUCCAGAACAUGAGAGCUUCCCGGAUGAUGGCCCAGAGCACAGGCAUGAUGGGAAUGGGACCUUCCCAGAACCCUGGGGCCAUGCCCUCUGCAGCAGCUCAGUCUGAGCUUGGAAUGGCCCCUUACAGCAACACCUCCACCAGCCAACCAGGAAUGUACAACAUGAGUGUGGGGAUGAGCCAGAUGCUACAGCACCCAAACCAAAGUGGCAUGGGCAUGACCCACAGCCAGGCCCAAGGCCCGAGGCAGCCUGCAGCCGCUCAAGGAGUUGGUAUGGUGAGUGGCUUUAGCCAGAGCAUGCUGGUGAACUCAAGCAUCCCCCAACAACAUCAGCAGAUGAAAGGACCUGUAGGACAGGCCUUACCCAGGCCCCAAGGCCCUCCAAGACUUCAGAGCAUUAUGGGAACUGUCCAACAAGGAGCACAAAACUGGCAGCAGAGGAGCUUACAGGGUAUGCCUGGGAGGACUAGUGGAGAGCUAGGUCCAUUCAACAAUGGUACCGCUUACCCCAUGCAGGCUGGACAGCCCAGGCUGACCAAGCAACAUUUCCCACAGGGGAUGGGCCAGUCGGUCGUGGACACCACUGGCACCGUGAGAGCUCUCAACCCAACAGCCAUGGGUCGGCAGAUAAUGUCAUCCCUUCCUGGGCAACAAGGGAACAACCAGGCAAGACAAAUGGUUAUACCUGGCAUGAGCCAGGGUGUCCCUGGCAUGCCAGGAUUUAGCCAGCCUCCUACCCAGCAGCCGAUGCAAAGUGGCAACUUUGCCCCAAGCAGCCAGGGCCAGGCUUAUGACCGGAAUCCAUCUCAGGAUAUACCUUAUAAUUACAGCAGUGAAGGAGCUGGGGGUUCUUUCCCCAGCCUAACAGAGGGUGCUGACCUGGUGGACUCCAUCAUCAAAGGUGGGCCAGGGGAAGAAUGGAUGCAAGAGCUUGAUGAGUUAUUUGGCAAUCCCUAGUCACAGGGGGCCCUGAGAGCCAAAACUCCAGUGGUUAAAGUUUAAAGAGAAAAAAAAAAGGAAACAGGAUGUUAUCCCAUCCUUGUUUUUUAUUUUUUUUUUUAAUCUGUGCAAAUUGAGCUGAACUGUAGCAGGCAGAUGGUGGAAGUUAACGGUGGCAAUUUCCAGCCACCGGAGGCCACAUUUUGCAAAACUUCCACAUACAGCAAUCUCAACUCCAUGGCACAUGCCUACUGGGUGUGAGAGAGACAGACAAAGGGACAGGCUGGGGAAAGAAUCCAUACCAGCCUGUGGCCCCAGGGGACAACCCUUCCCCUGAUCCCAGGGCCUACUAUGUGGGAUGAGUUGCCGGUCCCCAUGGGCCGAGAAGGACUGCUAUCCAAAGUCAAGGAGUCCCCUGGUCUGUCCAGCCCCAGGUCUUCUUAGGCCACCAGAAAAGACAGAUCCUCAGGCCAUGGGGAGGAACACCUUCCCACCAAAGCUGCUGGGUGAUUGCACAGGCCAGGCACUGAUGGAUCAGAAUUGUGCUGAACUCUGGGCGGAAACAAUUCCAGGCUUAAAGACAUGCUACUGUAUUGGGAGGGUGGACAGAAAGACCAGUGAUGGCUUCCUUGGGAGUCUCCAAGACUGCCCAGAGGCCCACUCCCUGUCCCCAUGAUGAACCCCAAGAAUCCUAGAGGCAUUGCUGCCUGAUGCUGCCCAAAGAUAGCCAGGUGAGUUUGGAGGAGGAGCAUAAAUCAGGCGAUACAAAGAAAAGAGGCCCUUGGAAGAUGAGUCAAUCACUGUCAUGACAAGUGGUCAUGGCCACUGUUUGGUAGUGCUUCCUAAGCUUCCCAAGUACAGUGCUUAUAAAUCUAGAGAGUUUUUCACAUUUGUCCUUCCAACAGUGUAGCAUCUAAAGAGGGGGGUGAUGGACAGACAUCCACUGGACUCCGGAGAUGUCAUUCAGGCCCAUUUCCUACCCCCCUGGCCCUACUUUUGCUUCUGCUUCUGCUCCCUACCCCCAACCCUGACUCCAACAGCCUAAUUCAUACAGCUUUUUCUUACCAGUAUCCCAAAUGAAGCUACUUCCUUUAACUGAGCCUAGUUGUGGCUAAAAUGAAUGACAGAAGGAAUUCUGCUAUGCCAGAUAUUGGAAAGGGACUCUGGCAUUUCCUGCCUCUAAAGUGUGUGAAAGUUACCAGUAUUACCUGCUUGGACCAUGAAAGUGUCUUCUAUUGGUUGGUAGUACUUGUAGGAUACGGGCCCUGCAUAUCUGACAUCCCUAAAUGGGGCUGGACCUUCAAGACGAUAAUUCUGGUCCUCUCAGGUCAGUUUACCCGUGACCCUUUGGUGAAGGUUGUCCUCUGGGGGAAAAGUGACCCCCAAUAUCAUAUUCUGCCAAUGACAUUUCUUCCUUGGCAGAUUAAAUGCAAAUUUUCUGAGAGUUUAGGAGGCAGAAGUCAACUGGUACAUCUGGCAAAAUUUGUUUUUAGAAAGGGGGUGUGGUCCCUGUCACUUGAACUAAAUACUCCCAGGCAUUUAAUCUAUCCUACAUAAUUCUCCCAAUCUGACCCUGUCCAAAGGCACCAACAAUUUAGCUAAUGUGUGUUCCUUUAUUUCUUGCCAAUUCCCCUGCUACCCCUCCUACCAUUUCAUCAUGGGGACCACAUGUCCUAAGUCUAGAUAGAACAAGGCAAGGAGAAAAGUUAGUAAAAGAAUCUUUAGUCUUUGGUCCUGAUGACGUUGGGUCAAUCCUAAGCAUGUACUCUUAGCUCACCCAGAGCCAGAGCCAACAGCAUUUAAACCCACAGAGACCUGUGGAGAAAGAGAAGUGUAGACUGACCUAAGCUGGGAGGAAUUCGAAAGAAAAAGAGUUUGAGUUGAAGAGUAGGGUAGGAGGAGAUGAGCUGCCAAACCCUGCCCUUAGCUUGCCCCCUAGAAAGGAACCAGUGCAUGAAUCCGCACACAGCAAGAGAGAGGAUGCAAAGCUAGUGGUGGCACCAUGUUGGUGAGAGGGAUGUGGCAGGAGCUGUUCUGGUUCUCCCAGGAGGGCCCUGCAGGACUGGACAUGAGAUCCCUGAAGGUUAAGCCGCAUUACCAGGGAAACUAAGAAUUGAAAUAGAUGAAAACCAAAAAGAAAACAAACGAACACACAAAAAGAAACAACAAAGUUAUGAAAGGAAAGGAGGAAGAACACAAAACAUCCACCUAUUUCUGAGAGGUACAGGAAGCCAACGAAUAUGCUGAUGUCAGAAAGCUCGAAGUGAGUGAUGGAGACAGAGGCUCUAUUAUCUUGGUAAAGCUUCCUCUGAAUACUCUGUACUGGGACCAACAAAACAAGAGGUAGAUUUUAAUUAUUUUUUUUUUUACUACGGUGCUGAUGUAUAUGUAAUGUCUAAAAAAAGUUAUUUGUAAAUAUGUUUUUACAAUCCUGCAAAUAUCACUGGGUCUACUAUCUGUAAAAUAUAUACAUAUGAAUAUAUAUAUACUGUUUGUUUAAAAUAGAGUAUUUUUAUUUCAUUCCUUAAUUCAUCAUCACUGCAAUGGCAUUACACUUCAGACUACAUCUGAUUACUAAUUUGUACUGUAUUACCUGAUGGCAACUGGCUCCAUUCUAUUCAGAUUUUUCUAGUUUUCUGUUUUUACCUUGUACAUUGAGCACUGCAUAUUUCCUUCCAAGAACUGUACAGAACUCUGAAAUGUAGAGUUGAAGUGAUGUUGGCAGACCACUUUUAAAGAAAAAGGCAAAUAAAAGAUUGUUACCUGAA
Vombatus ursinus (common wombat) is the source of this 6908-nucleotide messenger RNA. It is a transcript of the gene MAML3, whose product is annotated as mastermind like transcriptional coactivator 3. Gene Ontology annotation, cellular component: nucleoplasm; nuclear speck. The transcript has 5 exons. Lineage: Eukaryota; Metazoa; Chordata; Mammalia; Diprotodontia; Vombatidae. The coding region runs from base 736 to 4158 and encodes 1140 amino acids. The record is from RefSeq and is a predicted model, not a curated record. Gene Ontology annotation, biological process: Notch signaling pathway; positive regulation of transcription of Notch receptor target. Gene Ontology annotation, molecular function: transcription coactivator activity.